CCACUACCCUCCCCAUAUUUAGCAGCAAAAAAUCCUAGCUAGCCCUCUCACUUCUCUUCAAGCAUGGGGAAGUAUCUUGUGGCCAGCGUCAUACUCCUCCUAAUCAACCUCACAUCACUCCUCCCUUCUCUUGCUUGUCCCUACUGCCCUACCCUAACCCCUCCUCCCCCUAAGAAGAAACCACCAUCACCACCAAAGGUCCGUCCUUCUCCUCCUCCACCAUCUCCACCCCCACCAUCCCCACCACCACCAACGCAAACGCCAUGCCCUCCACCACCAUCCCCACCAAAGCCAAAGCCAAAGCCGCCGCCGCCGCCACCAUCCACACCGGUGCCAUGCCCCCCUCCACCAUCAUCCAAGUGCCCCAUCGACACGCUAAAGCUCGACGCCUGCGUCGACCUACUCGGAGGGCUUGUGCACGUCGGAAUCGGUGAGGAUGAGAAGGAGAAGUGCUGCCCGGUCCUCGAAGGGCUUGCCGACUUGGAUGCAGCUCUUUGCUUGUGCACCACCAUAAAGGCCAAGGUCUUGAAUAUAAACAUCAUUCUGCCCGUUGCUCUUGAGCUGCUGGUGGACUGUGGCAAGCAUCUACCAUCCGACUACCAGUGUCCCUCUUAGCUAGCUAGCUAGGUUGUAGCUUAAUUAUAUGAUCAUGUCUUGUGAUAUGUUUUGCAGGCUGGUAUGUCCUUCCCAAUCAUCAAAAAAGUGUGUGGUGAUAUGCUUAAUUUAGUUUGUGUUUGCUUGCAUCCUUACCAUCUAAAGCUUGUUACUAUGAGAAGUGUAGACACCUGGUACAUUUGAAUUUAAAGUGUUGAAUAAAAGUCCUCCAAGUCUGCUUGCGUUUA
This is a messenger RNA of Elaeis guineensis (African oil palm), 842 nucleotides long. RefSeq lists its product as uncharacterized. NCBI's taxonomy places the organism in Eukaryota, Viridiplantae, Streptophyta, Magnoliopsida, Arecales, Arecaceae. The record is from RefSeq and is a predicted model, not a curated record.